AUGUUAAAGCGCACCCAAUCAUGGGCAGCAUGGCGGUGUGUGAUCGUACUGGUUGCGUUCGUUUGUGCGAUCUCCGCCAAGAUCAUGAUCACUAAGGUUGACUACAUCUCGAACCCGAACUACCUCACGAUGUCGGUGCUGGUGCACAACGAAACCGAGGGUAGCACGGUCGACGUGGACGGCAGCCUGUUCCAGGAUAUGGUGCAGGGCAUGUUCGUUCACAUCGAUCUCGACUCGAAGAUGGACGGUGAGUAUAUGACGAUGAUCGGCACGAACAAGGAGCUGUGCAGUGCGGAUGACGGUGGUGUCGACCCGGUGGUGCCGCUGUUGAACGAGGAGCUGGAGAAGUUUGGCAAUCUCAGCUUCAACUGCCCGUACUACAAGGGCAACUACCGCAUGCGAAGGUUCCGCAUGAGCAACGACCAUAUGCUGGUGAAGAUGGUACCGCCCGGGGAGUACAUCGUGAAGACCGAUCUCCAGCAUCAGCCGGUGAACUCCACCGAGAAGGAGGUGGUGUUUAAGCUUUCUUUCUACUUCGAAAUUUCGUAA
Messenger RNA from Anopheles nili, 549 nucleotides. RefSeq lists its product as uncharacterized. Lineage: Eukaryota; Metazoa; Arthropoda; Insecta; Diptera; Culicidae. The transcript has 3 exons. Bases 1 to 549 code for a protein of 182 amino acids. The record is from RefSeq and is a predicted model, not a curated record.